Messenger RNA from Aureobasidium pullulans EXF-150, 1699 nucleotides. RefSeq lists its product as uncharacterized. The record is from RefSeq and is a predicted model, not a curated record. NCBI's taxonomy places the organism in Eukaryota, Fungi, Ascomycota, Dothideomycetes, Dothideales, Saccotheciaceae. Bases 191 to 1540 code for a protein of 449 amino acids. The transcript is spliced from 2 exons.
AGUGAAUAUAUAAAAGGAAGGUCCAAUGUGACAACCGUUUCUUUGUGGUAACUUCCUUUCGACGGUGCAAGAUUGAGGCUCCUCGUGGAAAUUCGACACGCCUCAUCUUCUCUUUCGUCGCCAAUAACAUCUUUACACAUAUCAGGUGUUUUGUUCCUCCCUCUGCAACAGUUCAUCUCAAACAAACAGUAUGGGCGACGUUCUGAUCAACCUCGCGAACGAGGCCAUGUGGCAUUCGAGUAAUCACACGAGCAACAACCCUGUCGACGAUAGCAACAGCAGCAUUGACUGGAUCUGGGUCUUGAAGGGUCUUCUUCCCAUGAUCACUAUCGCUCUCGGUUUUGCAACAAGAUCUCUCAUGGAUCACUUCUUUCUGGUGAUGACUACACUGGCCGAGGUCGAGAGCCCAAUUCCUGGCGGCGUCAACUCAGACGACAUGGGAUCAGAGAAGUACGGCCUCCUUGAAGCAAGCAGCUACAAGGACAAGAAAGGGAGAUCAGCCUUCUCCACCGAACCACACUACGUGACCUCGAGUCUCCGUGCAACCAUUCGACUCCUGAGCGCCGAGGCAGGCGAGCUUAGCAUGUUCAGAGGAAUCGGUGCCAAGGUGUGCAUCUACACCUUGAUGAUACCUGUGACCCUCGUGUGCGAAUUUCUUGCAUAUCGUCUGCCAUUCGUCAAAAGCAAUAGCGUUGCUGGAAGCAUCGCAGGUAUCGCCGCUUCUCUCAUCUCAUGCCAGAUGUGGGCUGGGCUUUUGCACAUCAUCAUGUCGAAGCAACAGUUCAAAUUUUGGUUCCGUCGUCUGCCCUUGUCCUGGUUCAGCGUUCUACGCCAGGUUUGGCUCGCUGUUUUGCUCAACUGUCUAUCGGAUGACAUUGUCGAAUGGGCCUUCGGUUACUUUGCUCCUCAUACCGAGCCCGGGGCCCCUAUGGUCAACAGUCCGAACCCAGGAGAGCCUAAGCAAUUCCAAAUGAGCCAUGGCCCUAUGGUCAAAAUCGGUAUUGCCAUCCUUCUUUGGGCUUUCGUCAAAUCCAUGCUGCGCUCGCAGAUCAAGCCCUUGAUCAAGAUGGCCGUCCUGAAGCCCAUUCAAGCCAUUGAGGGUCGCGUCUUGUCAUCCAUGCUCCCCGACGAUGCAGAUCCAAUCAUCCCUAUUGACCGCAGCUUCCAAGGUCGCCCUCAAUCUGGUGGUAUCCUCCAGCAGCAGCCUCAACCCUUAAGCUUCAUGGAAGCCGCUCGCACCAUCAACAAGAAGACGUAUCUCCGACUCCUCAAGCUUGAGAUCAAAAUGCACUUCAUCAGCCAAUUCGCUCAGUGGGCUUUCUGGACACUGCUCUUCGCCCAGGUCAUCUACUUCAUCGGCCCCAGCUCCGUCUGGCUUGUGUUGAAGCUGAUCAUGGGUACCCCGAUAGUUGAGGCAGAUCUAGAGCGCGUGCAGGGCAAUGCAACCAGAGCAUUCUUUGACAGAGUGAUUGCCGAUUCUGCCAACUACACCUCUCCUACAUUUAAUGUGACGUUCCCCUCUAUCGAGUCUGGCAUCUAGUCUACGAGCAGAUACUGAUGGCUCCAAUCACUCACUCCACUGAUUAUUUGCAGAACUGAAAGCACUUAUGCUCGCUGAAAAGUAGAUUAGCUUUCAAUCAUCAAUCGUUCCACUGUCCCAUUUACGUUCACGUAGUUAUCACUGUAGAUAUCUGUCAAC